AAACCUACACCAAACAAAAAUAAAGCUCGAUGUUUUUAUUGUGAAAACCCUUGUCAUUAUAUUGCUGACUGUUACAAAAAAAAAAGUGAUGACCAAAAGAAUAGAGAAAAUAGAAACUAUUAUCAAGAUCAAAAUUCCCAAUCUUCACAUUAUAGGGAACGAGAUAAUCGAAGUUAUAGGAAUGAUAGAAGUCGAAGUCGAA
Messenger RNA from Dentiscutata erythropus, 202 nucleotides. The record is from the annotation of a GenBank genome assembly. NCBI's taxonomy places the organism in Eukaryota, Fungi, Glomeromycota, Glomeromycetes, Diversisporales, Gigasporaceae.